UGUCAGAAAUACACGCUUGAGAGACACAGGUUGAAGAGGAAGCUGGGAGUGGAGGAACUAAAUCUAACAGAUGCGUUAAAUUUGGGGGCAGGACAGGUAUUACAAUAUUUGAAAGAAACAGGAUUAAGUAAUAGAAUUUAAAGCACUGACAUUUCUGAAUCUCCCUUUUGUUUUGUUUGUUUUAUUGUUUUUGUUUUGUGGGUAUUAUUUUUGGGUUUGGUUUUGUUCGUUUGGUUUUGUAAGGGGAUAGGGUACUCUGGUCCACACUCCACUACAGCAGGUGGCGGAAAUGCACCGUUCACUGGAUGCCAUCCGCCUAAAAACUUAAAAAGAAGAAGAAGAAGAAAGGUCAAGAAUCGAUGGCCGUCGUAGGCGCGGAUUAAACGUCACCGCAGCUCGAAAGAUGCUCGCUUAAAUAGAACAAAAUGAUGGCCCUCGGAAAACUACUUUAUUAUUUAAAAUGAGAAACGAACGCCUUGCUUCCUUUAGAACAGCAAACAUUUUACUGAGCUAUUGUCUCAUUUUUAGACUCGGUCGAGCUAGCUGCUGUUAGCUGGCUAGCAUCUGCAUUGUUAUUGUUUUUGCUACACCAGGCGACCAUAAAACACCGUUUCCCGAGGUCCCCCAGCCGAGGCCGGGGCUCGGACUGCCUGAGUGAUGGUGUAUUGUCCGCAACGGGAAGAUGGAUGACAAAUCCAGCAGUGGCAGCAGCCACCACCGGGUCCUGAUCGUCCUGCUUAUGGUGUUGCUCUUUGGCGUCAUUAUGGUCCAGUAUGUUUGCCCGAGCAGGUCAGAGUGCCAGAUGCUCCACCAGCUGGGGACGUGGUUUAAGGACGGCAGCGCAACUGGUUCCCGGAGCAGUGGCAAUACGAUUCAAGACUGGCUCCAAAAGGAUCCGUAUAUUGCAGAAGAUGGCGCUCUAGUCCGCUUUGUCCCUCGCUUCAAUUUCACAAAAGCCGAUUUAAAUCGUGCUGUGGACUUCAACAUCAAAGGAGAUGAUGUGAUCGUUUUUCUGCACAUUCAGAAAACGGGUGGCACGACGUUUGGUCGUCACCUGGUGCGUAAUAUUCAGCUGGAGAGGCCCUGCGAGUGUCAUGCGGGUCAGAAGAAAUGUACCUGCUACCGGCCAGGUAAAAGGGAAACCUGGCUGUUUUCCCGUUUCUCCACCGGCUGGAGCUGCGGGCUCCACGCGGACUGGACUGAGCUGACCAGCUGCGUCCCGUCACGCAUGGAUUCUCGAGAAGCUCCGGUGGACCUGCCCAGUAGGAACUAUUAUUAUAUAACCAUCCUAAGAGACCCAGUAUCCCGCUACCUGAGCGAGUGGCGUCACGUGCAACGUGGCGCCACAUGGAGGGCCUCCUUGCAUGUGUGUGAUGGACGUUCACCAACACUGUCCGAGCUGCCGAGCUGUUACUCAGGAGACGACUGGUCAGGUUGCUCCCUGCAGGAGUUCAUGGACUGCCCCUACAACCUGGCCAACAAACGGCAAACCCGCAUGCUGGCUGAUCUCAGCCUAGUGGGGUGCUACAACGUCUCGACCAUGAGUGAGGAAGAGCGCUGGGCACUUCUUCUAGAGAGCGCCAAACGCAACCUGCGCGUGAUGGCCUUCUUUGGACUGACCGAAUACCAGCGCAAGACCCAGUAUCUGUUCGAGCGCACCUUCAACCUGGAGUUUAUCGCACCCUUCACGCAGCUCAACGGCACGCGCGCCUCCAGUGUCGCGGUUCCCAAUGAGACACAAUACAGGAUCCUCCAGCUAAACCGGUGGGACGUAGAGCUGUACGAGUACGCCCGUGACCUCUUCCUGCAGCGCUUCCAGGUGGCGCGGCAGCAGGAGCGCAGGCAGGCCAGGGCGAGGCGGCAGCAGGAGAGGAGGCGGCUCCGUGGAAGGUUCGCCACAAAGCCAGGGAGGCAGCUGAAGCCCACAGAAGCACCCCAGCUCCCCCUGAGCCACUCUCUAGUAACUGAAGAGCAGCUGAGGGGAAAGGCCGGAGGAGAUGGCGAGGAGUCAGAACUGCUACUCCCAGACUGGUGGAAUCUGGAUGAGAACAGCACCAUGGAGGAUUACAUGGACAAUGUGGAGCAGUGGUAGUGAGUGACUGGAACAAGCAGUAGGUUGUCUUAAUGCUAAGUGUGCCAUGUCCUGCCUUGUCUGUUGUUAAAGCAACACUAUGUAACUUUUCACUUUUGGCGCCCCCUUCAGGUUUUUAGGUAUUUAGGUAUCGAUUUCAGUGUCGUAAAUACCCAGUGACGAUAGAUGCAGCCUCGCAUACACUUGUAUUGAGUUGGGAUCAUGUGUUGUCCUGUAUUAUAAUAUUAUUAUUAUUAUUAUUUCUACAUGUCACGGGUUAUAAAAGGUGACGAGGGGGAGGUGACGCGAGGUUUUUUUUGUUUGGAGCGCGCUGACCGACGGCGGACUCAGAACGGCAGCAAUCCGGCGACUUUCUAUUUUGGAUUCAUACCAACGGGCGGGAUCACUAAUAGAAGACUGCGCAGGAACACUGUGAACUGGCCCAGCACCUACCGGACUAGGGUGAAGUAGCGCGGGGAUUGAACGCGGCGCCUCGCCACGUCUCUGCCUGGUCGAUCAGCUGUUUGCCGGCUUUUUGGGUGGGGGGGAGGGGUGCGCGCGUGCAGUCAUUUCCUUUUGUUUUGGGGGACUGCAAAUGUGGAGUACGUGUGAUCGAAUACAAUGUUGUUGACAACACCAAAAAGCUACAUAAAAAAGCUACCCUUAUACUGGAGCUGCGAGCGUGGAGUGGCACUAUAUGACAUUGCGUAAUCACUGCCAGAAAGCCGGUCGAGUACAUCCGCCGGAUGGACCGGGCGGCUCCAGAAUCUUACAUAGCGGAGUUAUUUCCCCACAGACCCCCGGAGACGCAAAUCGUCAUAUUAAAAGUCAUUGUAGCGGCACAAUUUUUUUCAAGCUGUUAUUUUAAAGUCCAAAAGUUACAUAGUGUUGCUUUAAGUGAUCAAAGUCAUUUUAGUACGUUUUUUCUCCCCAUGAACCAAUGACACACAUCUAUUUAUUGAAACUGAUUGUAUUUCUUUUCCACAGCUGGCAUUCAUAAUGAAUCCUUUCUUUUAUAUAUAUAGGGAGGCUUGUUUUGGUAACUGCAAUGCUUCGCCUUGCUUUGAUCACACACGCCUUCUAGAUUGUUCUCCUGGCUUUUUAACACAUCUGAACUCUUGUCGAAUCUUUUUGUUAAAAAGAACAAUUUAAUAAUUGUGUCUAAAAAAUAGUAUACUACUGUUUGUGAUAUACAAUCGAUUUGUUUGCCAAAAUGUUGUCCGUCUGAAAUGUGUACAUUUUAGAACGUGUCUGUGUUUUUAUGUCUUAAGUAUCAGAAAAGGAGAAUGGAAUUUUAAUCAAUACCUCAUUGUGAAGCAUUAACUGCUCAUUUGUAAAAUUCUGAUUGUGUCUAAAGUCUUAAUUUGUUUUUAUAUAAAAAUGCUUUUACAGUUA
Molecule: messenger RNA, 3466 nt
Organism: Pseudoliparis swirei
Lineage: Eukaryota; Metazoa; Chordata; Actinopteri; Perciformes; Liparidae
Gene: hs6st2
Product: heparan sulfate 6-O-sulfotransferase 2
Exons: 2
Coding region: 683-2092 (469 amino acids)
Cellular component (GO): membrane
Molecular function (GO): heparan sulfate 6-sulfotransferase activity
Source: RefSeq, a predicted model, not a curated record